GCCCUCUCCUGCAGAUGUGCCCCGCUCGGCUGCUCCCGCGCUGAGAGUCUGAGGCGAGCCCACAGUGCCUGCCCGCCAUGUCGCAGACGCUGCACAUCGAGAUCCCCAACUUCGGGAACACCGUGCUUGGCUGCCUCAACGAGCAGCGCCUGCUGGGCCUCUACUGCGAUGUGUCCAUUGUGGUCAAGGGCCAGGCCUUCAAGGCCCACCGGGCCGUCCUGGCCGCCAGCAGCCUCUACUUCCGCGACCUGUUCAGCGGCAACAGCAAGAGCGCCUUCGAGCUGCCGGGCACGGUGCCGCCCGCCUGCUUCCAGCAGAUUCUGUCCUUCUGCUACACAGGCAGGCUGACCAUGGCAGCCAGCGAGCAGCUCGUGGUCAUGUACACAGCUGGCUUCCUGCAGAUCCAGCACAUCGUGGAGCGCGGCACAGACCUCAUGUUCAAGGUGAGCUCGCCCCACUGCGACUCGCAGACCGCCAUGAUCGAGGACGCCAGCUCUGAGCCCCAGAGUCCCUGCAACCAGCUGCAGCCGGCCGCUGCCACCGCCCCCCCCUACGUCGUGUCCCCCUCCGUCCCCAUCCCGCUGCUGACCCGCGUGAAGCAUGAAGCCAUGGAGCUGCCGCUAGCCGCCGCGGGCACGGCCCCUCUCAAGCUGCCCCGGGUCUCCUACUAUGGGGUGCCCAGCCUGGCCACCCUCAUCCCCAGCAUCCAGCAGGUGCCCUACUCCCAGGGGGAGCGGACCAGUCCAGGGGCCAGCAGCCUGCCCACCACCGACAGCCCCACCUCCUACCACAACGAGGAGGAUGAGGAGGAUGAUGAGGCCUACGACACCAUGGUGGAGGAGCAGUACGGCCAGAUGUACAUCAAGGCCACGGGCAGCUAUGCAGUGCAAGAGAAGCCGGAGCCAGUGCCGCUGGAGAGCCGCUCCUGCGUCCUCAUCCGCCGCGACCUCGUGGCCCUGCCCGCCAGCCUCAUCAGCCAGAUUGGGUACCGCUGCCACCCCAAGCUCUACUCCGAGGGGGACCCUGGCGAGAAGCUGGAGCUGGUGGCAGGCUCUGGCGUCUACAUCACUCGUGGCCAACUGAUGAACUGCCACCUGUGCGCAGGAGUGAAGCACAAGGUCCUGCUGCGUCGCCUGCUCGCCACCUUCUUUGACAGGAACACGCUGGCCAACAGCUGUGGUACCGGCAUCCGCUCCUCCACCAGUGACCCAAGCCGCAAGCCGCUGGACAGCCGAGUCCUAAACGCUGUGAAACUAUACUGUCAGAACUUCGCGCCCAGCUUCAAGGAGAGCGAGAUGAACGUGAUCGCCGCAGACAUGUGCACCAACGCCCGCCGCGUCCGGAAGCGCUGGCUGCCCAAGAUCAAGUCCAUGCUCCCUGAGGGCGUGGAGAUGUACCGCACGGUCAUGGGCGCCUCGGCCGCCAGCACGCCCCUGGACCCCGAGUUCCCGCCCGCCGCGGCGCAGGUGUUCGAGCAGCGCAUCUACGCUGAGCGGCGGGGUGACGCAGCCACCAUCGUGGCUCUGAGAACUGACGCCGUGAAUGUCGACCUGAGCGCCUCCACCAACCCCAUGUGGCUUGGCCCCCCUACCUGCAAAGCUGAGGGGGCGCCUGGCCCCCCGCGGGUCCCAGCCUGGGACAGCCUGUGCGAAGGCUUGGGCGCUUUCCCACCCAGGCUCCUCGUCCUGCUGACGGCCACCCUCCCGUAUGGCGGGCCCUUGGGAGACCUCGGAACGCUGCUGCUGCACAGAUCGGUGACGCCAGCCAGCCCGCUCCGAGCCCGGCGCUGCCGGGGGCCGGAGAACCGCGGGGCUCAGAACUAG
Vicugna pacos (alpaca) is the source of this 1823-nucleotide messenger RNA. The record is from RefSeq and is a predicted model, not a curated record. Lineage: Eukaryota; Metazoa; Chordata; Mammalia; Artiodactyla; Camelidae.